AUGACAGGAAUCAGGUCAGCGUUCAUUACUGCAUUCCUGGCUGUUGGCCCAGUUAUCGCCUUUGGGGCAGCAAUCGCCAACCAAGAAAAUACCCCUGUUGUACCCGAAUGUGUCCAAGCAUGUUCCCAUUUAGCGAGUAUCUUCGGACCCGAUGCGUACUCCCUCGGUAAUGCCAAUGUUACUCUUUGGGAUACAAAGCAACAGGAAACACACUCCGCCUGUUGGGUCCAGCCCUCUUCAACAGAAGACGUGUCAGCCAUUCUGGAUGUUAUCAUCACCACCUCAUGCCGGUUCGCGGUCAAGGGUGGUGGUCAUGCACGAGACCCCGAUGAUUCUGUUUCACCUGGCGGCGUCACCAUUGACAUGCAAAAGAUGAGAUCAGUCGAGGUAUCCCCCGAUCAGAAAACCGCCAAAGUGGGGAGUGGCCACGUUCUAUUGAGCUUGUACCAGGGAUUAGAGAAGUACAAUUUGACCACGCUUGGCGGACGAGUCGCCGAUGUUGGUUUGGGAGGCUAUGCCCUCGGCGGAGGAUUUUCUCAUCUCUCGUCCAAGUACGGGCUCGCCAUGGAUAACAUCUUCGAGUAUGAGAUCGUUUUACCCAAUGCCACUAUUGCGAUUGUCAACCAAGAGACACACCCGGAUCUCUACUUUGCUCUCCGGGGAGGUAUGAACAAUUUCGGUAUCGUCACUCACUUUACGAUGAAGGCUGUCCGGCAGGGCCAGAUGUUCGGGGGGUCUAGAGCCUAUACAGCCGAUCAGAGAGACGCUAUUUUGGAGCAAGCCUACGAACUAACAACAAGUUGGAAGAACGAUACGAAUAUGGCGUUCUACUAUGACUAUGGCUAUGACCAGGAGAGAGACGACUUUACCAUUGCGGUUUCGCCGGAGUAUUCGCUGCCGGUUUUGAAUCCCGCGCCAUUCAAGCAACUCAAUCAAAUCCCGUUUGAGCGCAGUACUCUUCGCCUUGAUCGGACCAGCCAGUUUAGUAUUGAAGUCGCGUCGGCAACGCCGCCUGGUGGUCGAAACCUAUUCGCCACAGUUACCUACUCCCCAUCUGCGGAUCUUGACAGGCACAUUCAGGAUAUAAUGGCCCAAGAGAUCCAGCCUCUCAAGAAGGCGCCCGGUUUCUUCCCCAAUCUCGUUAUCCAGCCCUUGCAAGUACAAAACCGUGAUCCCAUGCUGUCGCUGCAAGGCAGACUCUAUGCUAAACAUUCUACAGUUGCUCUGUUGACUGUCCGAUGGCAACAAGCAGAAGAUGACGACCGGAUGAAUGCUUUCGCAGCAGAAUGGGUGAAGAGGGCCACUGCUGCCACCAAAGAUGCCGGAAAACAUAAUCCAUGGCUCUAUAUCAACUACGCGAGCAAGGGCCAAGACCCGUUUUUAGGCUAUGGCGAGGCAAACCGGCAGAGGCUGAGAAGAAUUCAGAGGGAGGUUGAUCCUCAGGGCGUAUUUACGUCGGAUGGGCUGUGUAGGGGGUAUUUCAAGUUGCAAUAA
Messenger RNA from Aspergillus bombycis, 1494 nucleotides. RefSeq names its product FAD-binding oxidoreductase. NCBI's taxonomy places the organism in Eukaryota, Fungi, Ascomycota, Eurotiomycetes, Eurotiales, Aspergillaceae. Gene Ontology annotation, molecular function: FAD binding. The record is from RefSeq and is a predicted model, not a curated record. Bases 1 to 1494 code for a protein of 497 amino acids. The transcript has 5 exons.